ACUUCGUCACGAGCCUAAUUAACCACCACUGCCGACGAGCUCAUCUCCUUCAUCUCAAUCCCAACCAAUCUCGGCAGCAAGAGCAAAGAUUUCUUCGCCAUCGACAGAGCAAUGGAGGACAGUAUGCCUGAGCAUCUGGGGAGAGUGCUGAAGGAGCUGCGGUCUCAAGGGGAGGUGGCUUGUUUGGUGGUGGACUUGCUGGCGUCGGCUGCGAUUAGGGUUGCGGAGCAGGUUGGGGUUCGGGUUGCGGGUUUCUGGCCUGCUAUGUUUGCGACGUAUCGGGUUCUCUCCGCGAUACCGGUGCUCAUCCGGCAAGGGAUCAUCUCUGACUGUGGUACGCCCCUUCAUCAAUACAAUCAACAGUUUAUAAAGCCAGAAGAAGAUGAUAAUGAUAAUUAUGAGGAUGAAAAGGUAUCAAAUGUUCUGUUACCGACCAAACCAAAACUAAGCAGCAAGGAUUUUCCAUGGCUAGUUGGGAACCCAUCCUCCCAAAGAUCAAGAUUCAAGUUCUGGCUACGCACGAUGGGCCGGGCCAACACCCUCCCUUACCUCCUCAUCAACUCCUUCCCUCAGGAAGACGGCCAGCCCAGGGAACUGUCCGAUCACGGCCCAACAGUUCUCCCAGUAGGCCCAUUGCUCUCAUCCACCGAUAAUCCAACGAUGUGGGAGGAGGACAAAUCUUGCAUGAAUUGGCUAGACGAACAACGUCCCGCCUCGGUCAUAUACGUAUCGUUCGGGAGCUGGGUCGGGCCCAUCGAACCCGAGAAAAUGGCCGAGCUCGCCCUUGGGCUCGAGGCAACGAAGCAGCCU
Asparagus officinalis (garden asparagus) is the source of this 810-nucleotide messenger RNA. Its product is annotated as UDP-glycosyltransferase 82A1-like. The annotation marks the transcript as partial. The transcript has 2 exons. The record is from RefSeq and is a predicted model, not a curated record. Lineage: Eukaryota; Viridiplantae; Streptophyta; Magnoliopsida; Asparagales; Asparagaceae.